UUCCUCCUCCUCCUGCGCAGAGGAGAUCUGCCCCUUCGAUCCAGCUGCCCAGCCCGUCCGUUGAAAGGGAGGCUUGCCCGCGCCAGCUGGAGACUCCAGGCCCUCUCCCGCCUCCCAUCCGCCCAGUUCCUCGGUCCGACCUUCCGACCCUCCGUGCGUCAGUCGGUCCGCGCGCUCGCGGGCGGAGUGCAGCCGCUACAGAGGGACGCUCCCGGAGAUGAAGAGCAAAGCACUGCUCCUGGUGGCCCUGGGAGUGUGGCUCCAGAGUCUGACCGCCUCCCGCGGAGGGGUGGCCGCCGCCGGGGGAAAGAGAGAUUUUAGAGACAUCGAAAGUAAGUUUGCCCUAAGGACCCCCGAGGACACAGUGGAUGACAAUUGCCACCUCAUCCCCGGAGUGGCAGAGUCUGUGGCUAACUGCCACUUCAACCACAGCAGCAAAACCUUCGUGGUGAUCCAUGGCUGGACGGUGACAGGAAUGUAUGAGAGUUGGGUGCCCAAGCUUGUGGCAGCCCUGUACAAGAGAGAACCAGACUCCAACGUUAUCGUGGUGGACUGGCUGAUGCGGGCGCAGCAGCAUUAUCCCGUGUCUGCAGGCUACACCAAGCUGGUGGGAAAUGACGUCGCCAGGUUUAUCAACUGGAUGGAGGAGGAAUUUAACUAUCCUCUGGACAAUGUUCACCUCUUGGGAUAUAGCCUUGGAGCCCACGCUGCUGGUAUUGCCGGAAGUCUGACCAAGAAGAAAGUCAACAGGAUUACUGGCCUGGAUCCAGCUGGACCUAACUUUGAAUAUGCUGAAGCGCCUAGUCGCCUUUCUCCAGAUGACGCGGAUUUUGUAGACGUGUUACACACAUUCACCCGUGGGUCACCUGGCCGAAGUAUUGGAAUCCAGAAACCAGUGGGGCAUGUGGAUAUUUACCCGAAUGGAGGCACUUUUCAGCCAGGCUGUAACAUUGGAGAAGCUAUUCGCGUGAUUGCAGAGAAAGGCCUUGGAGAUGUGGACCAGCUAGUGAAGUGCUCCCAUGAACGUUCCAUCCAUCUCUUCAUUGACUCCCUGUUGAAUGAAGAAAACCCAAGUAAGGCCUACCGGUGCAACUCAAAGGAAGCCUUUGAAAAGGGGCUCUGUCUGAGCUGCAGGAAACACCGCUGUAACAAUCUGGGCUACGAGAUCAACAAAGUCCGGGCCAAGAGAAGCAGCAAAAUGUACCUGAAGACUCGCUCUCAGAUGCCCUACAAAGUCUUCCAUUACCAAGUGAAGAUCCAUUUUUCUGGCACUGAAAAGAGUAUGCAUACCAACCAGCCAUUCGAGAUCUCGCUGUACGGCACGGUGGCGGAGAGUGAGAACAUCGCUUUCACCCUGCCUGAAGUUUCCACCAACAAGACAUACUCCUUCCUAAUUUACACCGAAGUGGAUAUAGGAGAACUGCUCAUGCUGAAGCUCAAAUGGAACAGCGAUUCUUACUUCAGCUGGUCAGAGUGGUGGAGCAGCCCUGGCUUUGCGAUUGGGAAGAUCAGAGUAAAAGCAGGAGAGACGCAAAAGAAGGUGCUCUUCUGUUCCCGGAACAAAGUGGCUUAUUUGACGAAAGGAAAGGAACCGGUGGUGUUUGUGAAGUGCCAUGACAAGUCUGUGAAUAAGAAGUCUGGCUGAAACCCAGCACAACUCCUGAGCAAAGAACGGCAUGUGGAUUCUGCAAGGAAAGAAGUGGAUGAAAUAACUUUUACAAAACACCCAAGGUUCUGGGUGUUUUAAAAAAGUGGAUUUUCCCGAGUAUUAACCCCAGCUAUAUCUUUAUUAGUUCUUUUAGGACACAGUCUCAAAUACUUUGAACAACAAAAAAGUGGCUAAUUUCAUGUGAGGACUAUGGUGGCCAAACAGCACACCCUCCUCCAUGUUCAACGACGGCCGAUAGGAAUAUAUAAAUACACUUUCGACCUUUGAGAAGGAAAUGAGGAGUUGUUCGGGCCAAGAGCAGACUAAGGCUCCUUCAGGCAGUUCAGUUAGGCAGAGCCUAAAAUGUAGUCGAAUUUCCUAUUUCAAUUGGAGUUGUAGGCUUUCUGAACUGAUGCCUUCCCAAAGCUUUCUCAAAUGGUUCUCUGAGGCAUGAGGCAGAAGUGAGCAGACUAGUGAUGGACUUAUCAGUAGGUUUUGUUUCGUUUUGUUUUGUUUGGGGGGGAUGUUUCCCUUCCUGCCACUGGCAUGUAGCCAAGUUAACCAGGAUGGAGUGAUUGGGAGAGUGGGGUUGAUAAAGCACUGACCCUUUCGUGUUGUGAUCAAUUAGUCCUUAAUCUCUCUGCACUCCCAAUUUGUUCUUUUGUCUCAAGAUUGUACUUUAACACUUUAACCUUGUUGUCUGAGAGGUGUUUCAAAUAUGCUUGUAACUCUCCAAGAAUACAUAACUUGGGCUGUGGAGCAAGAAAAUGAGACCAUGCCUCUAUGAUCAGAUUUUUUAAAUUAAAUUUAUCAACUUGAAGGCCUGAGAGAUUCCAUCUUAUUCUUCCAUGAGGUUUGCUCCAGUCUUAACUUCAACCCACCUCUUUCCUUUCUGGAUUUUAGCUAGAAAAUAUGUGUUCGAUUUCUAAAUUUGAACAUCUGGAUUCUGACAAAUUUCCCACAAGGACCAUUUUUACGAAACAAUAAGACGGACAAGUCACUGGGUGCUAUUCCCAAGCAGUGUGCACCAGCCAUUAUGUGCAAUGGAAAGAGUGCUUGAUUGCCGCAGCCAUGAAAGGGCCAAGAAGGCUGUUGUUGUUUUUAACAACUAAUAAAGAGUGAGUGAUCACUUAUUUAUAAACUGCAUUUCAUACUUUCAGAAUGUUUUUCUUUCUAUUAACACAGAAUUAUAAAGGAGUCAAUUAGCUCAGAGGCUUUUGCGGAGAACCCAAACUGUGAAAGUGUGUGGGGGCCUGAGCCCAUAGUCAUAGAAGUGUCUCCCAUGCUUGUCAGGCAGCACGAUUUGGAGGGCAGACCAGCAAGGGCUGGAUGGCAACACAUUAGAGCUGAACAAGCUCCACAGGUGGUGGGCCCUCAGCGCUUUACCUGAGAAAUACGGCUGCACCUAUAUGGGCAAGGGCAACUGUUUUGAGGGAUACCAGCGGGCUUGGGACCCAUUCUCUGACAAUAAAAUGAUGUGCCAUCUGUUGUUGGCACCCACCUUGACUGUUAA
Echinops telfairi (small Madagascar hedgehog) is the source of this 3161-nucleotide messenger RNA. RefSeq names its product lipoprotein lipase (gene LPL). NCBI's taxonomy places the organism in Eukaryota, Metazoa, Chordata, Mammalia, Afrosoricida, Tenrecidae. Gene Ontology annotation, biological process: lipid metabolic process. The record is from RefSeq and is a predicted model, not a curated record. The transcript has 10 exons. Bases 218 to 1645 code for a protein of 475 amino acids. Gene Ontology annotation, molecular function: apolipoprotein binding; lipoprotein lipase activity.